GCAGCUUUUGGUGCUUUUCCUCUGUUCUUUUCUUCUACUGCAGCAAUCGAUGAGGCUGAGGGCUUGAUCAUCUUUAAUUUUUCUUUUGCUACAGUUUCUUCCUUGAUUCAGAGAUGUUGUUUUGCCGGCGUUUUUCUGAGUUCUUUCCCGGUGAGUGUGGUCGGCGGCACCUGGGUUACCUGGUUUCGGAUUUCUCCAAUUGCAUCUCUGGACUUGCAUCCAAGGGCCGUAAGUGGCUUUUGGUUCAUGGUGAUGCUGAGUGCUAUUCGUUUGUGGCGAAGAGAUUGGGCCGGUGGUUGGUUCAUGAAGUCUCCUGGUGGGACAAAGCUCUUCUUGAUGACCGAUUCUGCCGCAGGUGAAGCACAACUGAGGUAGAUUUUCAUAUUCCACUGCUUGCCAGUGCCCAUCUAGCCAAAAUCUUGUGCGUAGGGGUUUCGAUACGUCAAUUUCGAUAGCCAUUCUAGCAAACUUCCCUCUUUGAACGGUGAGAGUGUUUGGAUCAAUGCUGAUUGUUUUCCCGAAAAGAUUGCCUAUCACCGUCAAAAUCUGAUUGUGGUAGUACUGAAUGGAUAGAGCCGGAAAUCUUACCCAUGCUGUGAUGCUUGGUGGGAGCUUCUCUUUGAGUCGGAAAUCCUGAGACCAUGGCUGAACCACCAGGUAAUGUUCGAGGAUCAUCCACGGGCCGUCUGAUAGGGAAGUCAGGUAGUCAGCCCUGUUGGUGAAUUUGACCAUGAAACAAUCAUGAUCCAGAUCGAGCACAUCCAUGUGGCUUGAAGGUUUCCACAUUUUGUGUAGCCGUGCAACAAGGUAAGGAUAUCGAACUUUCCUUCCGAUCAAACGCACUACAACUGUUUGCUUCAGUGGGGUACAAACUUGAUUGAGGAGUU
Messenger RNA from Linum tenue, 887 nucleotides. NCBI's taxonomy places the organism in Eukaryota, Viridiplantae, Streptophyta, Magnoliopsida, Malpighiales, Linaceae. The record is from the annotation of a GenBank genome assembly.